AUGCCUGCGAAAUCGCGAUUCACGAGGUUAGAUGCGUUCGCGAAGACGGUCGAGGAUGCGCGCAUCCGCACGACCUCCGGCGGCAUCAUAACCAUCGCCUCGCUGUUGAUUAUCCUGUGGCUCGUCUGGGGAGAAUGGGUAGACUAUCGGCGGGUGGUUGUGAUGCCAGAGCUAGUUGUGGACAAGUCUCGAGGCGAGAAGAUGGAAAUCCAUUUGAACAUAACCUUCCCUCGACUGCCUUGCGAGCUCCUGACUCUGGACGUCAUGGACGUGUCCGGUGAACAGCAAGUGGGCGUGGCACAUGGCAUCAACAAAGUGCGCCUGGCCUCGCCCGCCGAAGGGGGCCAUGUCCUCGACGUCCAGGCCCUCGAGCUACACUCGGAGCAAGAAGUCGCCAAACACCUAGACCCGAACUACUGCGGCGAAUGCGGCGGUAUCCCACAGCAACCGGGCGAGCCGAAGCGGUGCUGCAACACAUGCGAGGAGGUACGCGAGGCCUACGCGGAGCACCAAUGGGCGUUCGGCAAGGGCGAGAACAUCGAACAGUGCGAGCGCGAGGGGUACGCGGCGCGGAUUGACGCGCAGCGGCGCGAGGGGUGCCGCCUGGAGGGGGUGCUGCGGGUGAACAAGGUGGUGGGCAACUUCCACAUCGCGCCGGGGCGCAGCUUCAGCAGCGGCAACAUCCACGUGCACGACCUGGAGAACUACUUCGAGCUGGACCAGCCAGCCAGCGAGAAGCACACGAUGACGCACCACAUCCACCAGCUGCGCUUCGGCCCCCAGCUGCCGGACGAGCUCUCCGACCGCUGGCAAUGGACCGACCACCACCACACCAACCCGCUCGACGACACGGUCCAGGAGACCGACCUGGCCGCCUUCAACUACAUGUACUUCGUCAAGGUUGUCUCCACCGCCUACCUGCCGCUCGGCUGGGACCCCCGCGUCUCCUCGUACAUCCACAGCGCCUCCUCGCACAACGUCCCGCUCGGCCGCCACGGCAUCGGCUACGGCCACGACGGCAGCAUCGAGACGCACCAGUACUCCGUGACCUCGCACAAGCGGCCCCUCAUGGGCGGCAAUGCCGCUGACGAGGGUCACAAGGAGCGCCUGCACGCUGCCGCCGGUAUCCCCGGUGUCUUCUUCAACUACGACAUCUCCCCCAUGAAGGUGAUCAACAGGGAGGCCCGUCCCAAGACGUUCACCGGGUUCUUGACCGGCGUCUGCGCCAUCAUCGGUGGUACGCUCACUGUUGCUGCUGCCAUCGAUCGCGGCCUGUACGAGGGUGCGAUCCGGGUAAAGAAGCUCCACGCUAGCUAG
Messenger RNA from Aspergillus terreus NIH2624, 1317 nucleotides. Its product is annotated as retrograde cargo receptor ERV46. Lineage: Eukaryota; Fungi; Ascomycota; Eurotiomycetes; Eurotiales; Aspergillaceae. Gene Ontology annotation, cellular component: endoplasmic reticulum membrane; Golgi membrane; COPII-coated ER to Golgi transport vesicle. Gene Ontology annotation, biological process: retrograde vesicle-mediated transport, Golgi to endoplasmic reticulum; endoplasmic reticulum to Golgi vesicle-mediated transport. The transcript is spliced from 3 exons. Bases 1 to 1317 code for a protein of 438 amino acids. The record is from RefSeq and is a predicted model, not a curated record.